Messenger RNA from Selaginella moellendorffii, 462 nucleotides. RefSeq lists its product as uncharacterized. The transcript has 2 exons. Lineage: Eukaryota; Viridiplantae; Streptophyta; Lycopodiopsida; Selaginellales; Selaginellaceae. The record is from RefSeq and is a predicted model, not a curated record.
AUGGCUGAAUCAAAGGUGAUGGUGGGCUUGGAUUUCGGGACUAAGUUUUCUGGGUUCUCCUUUUUCUCAUCGCUCUGAUCCUGAUGAUGUCAUGACUGGCCAGAUGCGAGCAGGCCCUACUGUAAGACGCAAACCAGCUUGUUCUACUCACAAACGGGGGAACUUCUCUUGGGGAUGGAGCGCGCUCAAAGCCUAUUCGGACGCUCUCCAGGCUUCUUCCAACCGAGGGGAGCUGGGUUUCUUCGUGACCAAGUUCAAGCACAUGCUCGAAGAUGGGAUUGGGGGUCUAGUUCCAUCCCCCUGAGAAUCGUGCUGGAGCCGGAGGCUGCCUCGUUCUACUGCCAAAGGCAGCUCCGAGACACGGUGGCCUUGAAGAAAGGUGACAGGUUUAUGAUUGUAGAUGGGACAAUUGAUUUGUUGGUGCACAAAAUGGUUGGAUCAUACAAGGUUCUGAAAGCAUGA